UCCGCACCGCUCUGCAGAUGCCCUGGGUGCAUGCCGGAGCCAGGACGUGUGUGCACGAAAGUGUGUGAGGGGAAGACUGUGUGUGUGUCCACUCAGUGUGCAUCACAGGCUGGAAGACAUAAGCCUCCACUCCUCCUCCUCCUCCACUACCACCUGGAUCGAAGACCAAAAUGAGAGGGAGGUCUGUGAUGGGGAGAGGGUGGUCAGGUUAGUGUGGGAGGUGAUGAUGAAAGAGGCCAGGUGAGGAGGAGACACUGGAGUGCCCCCUCUCCUCGCUCUCCCUCUCUGGAUGUGACGUGGUGUGUAUUCGCUGUGUGACAGGGAGCGGAACAGGUCGACUCCUUUCAGCAGAGCCUGCGGAGGAGAAAGGAGCCGGCUCCAAGCUGAGAUCACAUCUUUGCAGUCAAAGGUCAAACUGAAGAGAGACGGAUGCCUGUGCUUACGUUAGUGAGAUAGCACUCGCUGCAUUUUCAGAUGGUCCACUCAAAUCUCCUGUGACAGCCAGCACCCUGGCCUGUACCACUCUACCGCUGACACCCUACGACAGGGGAGGAUGGGUGAUGGACCCGUGAAAUUCAGUGGACUCUCUCCUCCUUAUCCUAUCGUCUCAUGGAGCGUCUUGUCACACCGGGCCCCUCCUGGAACGCUUCUCUCUCUGAUCUCCUCUCCUUUCUAGCUGCACUGCAGCUCAAUGCAUCUAAUGUGACUGUGCCCACUAAGAGUACCCCAGGUGGCAUAGAUGUGACCCAGACAUUGGCGUUGUAUGCUAUGGUCAUAAUGGACGUAUUCGCAGUGGUGGGAAACUUGGCCGUGAUGGUAGUCAUCAAAAGAACACCACAGCUGCAUAAGUUUGCCUUUGUGUUUCACCUUUGCCUGGUGGACCUGCUGGCAGCACUGGUGUUGAUGCCUCUGGGGAUAGUGUCAGAUCACAUCCCGCUCGACGAGGCACUGUGUCGGAGCUACCUCUGCUUGAGUGUGUGUCUAGUGAGCGCUGCCAUCCUCUCCAUUUGUGCCAUCAAUGUGGAACGCUACUACUACAUCGUCCACCCAAUGCGCCAUGAGGUGAAGAUGACCGUUGGGGUGGUGACAAUGGUUCUAGUAGGAAUCUGGAUUAAGGCCAUUAUCAUGGCAGUGAUACCUCUCCUGGGGUGGUUGUUCCAAGGAGAUCGGGGUCUGGGGAUUAAUUCGACUUUCAUUCUUAGUCAAAGUCACUGCUCCCUCCACUGGACAGGAGGCAGAAUAACACGCCUAUUAUUCAUGGUCAUCUUUACAUUCAUCUAUUUUCUUUGUCCUACACUGAUUAUUCUUGUUGUAUACUGCAGUAUGUUCAAAGUGGCCCGGGUAGCAGCCAUGCAACAUGGCCGCCUGCCAAACUGGAUGGACACAUCACGCCAACGAUCAGAGUCUAUCAGCAGCCACUCCACCAUGGCAGCUAGCCUUGGUGGAACUGGAUCACGCACCACCCCUCAGAGGAUCUUCACUGGUGGAAAGGCUGCAGUUGUUCUUGUGGCUGUUGGAGGCCAGUUCAUCUGCUGCUGGCUGCCAUAUUUCUCCUUCCAUCUCUACUCAGCUGUGGUGUCUACCUCACCUGUCUCGUUGGCCAAUUUGGAAGAAGUGGUCACAUGGAUUGGCUAUUUCUGCUUCACCUCCAACCCCUUCUUCUACGGCUUCCUGAACCGGCAGAUCCGUGAGGAGCUGGGACGCCACGUGGCUUGCAUCUUCAAGCGGGUUGGGCCCACUGAAGUGGAGCAGCUGGCAAGCCGCGAGGCUUCAAUUGAGGAGAACUUUUUGCAGUUCCUUCAGGGCACUGCAUGCAAUCUGGAACCCUGCAACUCUUUCAGCAGAGCCAGCCAGGAGGAGCCAGAAAGUGAGGAGCCCCAGGAAUCAACUGUGGAGCAAAACAUCCCAGGGCAAAUCAUCGAGGAAACGUCACAGUUUAUGCAGUGCCAACAGCUAAACAAUGAGCUACAUCCAUCAGAAAACUGCUGCAAAACUGCACCAGAGCUGUAGCUGCCUCUUGAGUGCUGCCUAUUUUCCAUCAAGCAAAGUCACGUAAAUUUUCUAAAACAUGUUGAAACAAUAUAUCUUGUUCAUGUAAAACAGCACUUUUAUGCUAAAAGUCCAGUGAACUGCAGAACAUGGUGUCUUCUUUGAAUAUUUGAAUUGUUGCAACAUUUCAUUGAAAAACAAAUACUUCUUGUGCAAAAAUUUCAACUGACAUUAUUUAUUUAAUGUGUGGACAUUUAUUUCUGUGUGAUGCCAGCAGAUGGAGAGUAACCCUUGUUGUUUUUCAGAGUCCACUGAAGUGUUUUAUAUACAUGCUCAGACAAAACAUUUGUGUCAACCUAAAUAACCAUUCAUCUGUCACUUUUACAUCAAACAUCUUGCAUUUCUGGACAUGCACAUAUGUUAUGUACAUCAUAGAGGCCUAAAAUGAGUCAUUUCAGGCCUAAAUUGAGAAAUUUUGCAUCUACAGUCACAAAAAUGUGGGACUUUGCGGGUGUUUAACAUGAAACCCCAACCACAACAUUUUUUUUUAUUAUGACCCCUUUAACUGAAAGAACCUUUGACAAUCAACAACAGUCUUUGAGAUGGAUCUGAUAAUGAUCAAUACUUUAAACGACCAUGAUGCUCCUCUUGUUUAAGCACAAAGAUAUCACCACCAAAGUGGAACGUUGCACCACUGCCUCUUUUAUGAACAAUUUAGCAGGAUGAGAUCAUCAUACAAAAAAG
This is a messenger RNA of Thalassophryne amazonica, 2733 nucleotides long. It is a transcript of the gene gpr61, whose product is annotated as G protein-coupled receptor 61. Gene Ontology annotation, biological process: G protein-coupled receptor signaling pathway. The coding region runs from base 610 to 2010 and encodes 466 amino acids. The record is from RefSeq and is a predicted model, not a curated record. Lineage: Eukaryota; Metazoa; Chordata; Actinopteri; Batrachoidiformes; Batrachoididae. Gene Ontology annotation, cellular component: plasma membrane; signaling receptor complex; endosome. Gene Ontology annotation, molecular function: G protein-coupled receptor activity. The transcript is spliced from 2 exons.